Eucalyptus grandis is the source of this 1593-nucleotide messenger RNA. RefSeq names its product major pollen allergen Ole e 10. Lineage: Eukaryota; Viridiplantae; Streptophyta; Magnoliopsida; Myrtales; Myrtaceae. The record is from RefSeq and is a predicted model, not a curated record. The coding region runs from base 363 to 983 and encodes 206 amino acids. The transcript is spliced from 4 exons.
AAAACUUAACAUCUCCGAAAAAACUAAUUUUUGCCUUUGCCUCACUUUCCUCUCAAAUCCCCCUCUCCCCUUCCCCCACCUUUUCCCUCCUUUUUGCGCCUUCCCCUCCUUCCUCCCCUGUCUCCACCCACCUCUUUCUCUCUCUCUCUCUCUCUCCUAAUGUCUCUCUUCUCCUUCCUUCUCUCUCCCUCCCUCUGUUCAAGUUAUCAUCUUUGCGCCAAAGGGUAUAAAACCCACCAUCCCCUUUCGACCAGACCCCCCGCUAUCUCCCCCGUCUGAGGUGCUGUGAGAGCUUUUCGUCUCCUUUCGUCGCAAGAAGAGGAAGAAGAAGAAGGGAGGCUGGCGAGAUUGGAAGAAUAUAUAUGGGUGGAAAGCGUGUGCGCUACGCAAUAAUCCUGCUAUGCCAUCUCCUCCUAUGCUCAGGUUCAGGGUCGCUUGCGACAAGGAAGGAAGCAGUUGGAUACGCCAAUGAAAUAGCCCAGGGAAAAAAGUACCCCACCUCCUCACCUUCCGGCCAAAAGGACAUCACCGAUCCAGUCACAACUGUCCCCACCAUGAAUCCGGCACCUUUCGCUUCCGCCGAUCCGGUGGUUAACCCGACGUCGAACCCUGAAUUGGCCCCACCGGCCGUGAUCAGCCCCAUCACGUACCCGGCCAUGGCGACUCCGCCCCCAUCUUUGAGUUCCAGCUGGUGCAUUGCGAGCCAGAGCGUGUCUCAGACUGCUCUGCAAGUCGCCCUGGACUAUGCCUGUGGGUACGGUGGGGCCGAUUGCUCGGGAAUUCAGCCCGGUGGGAGCUGUUAUUACCCAAACACGGUGCACGAUCACGCGUCUUAUGCAUUCAACAAGUAUUAUCAGAAGAAUCCUGUUCCCACAAGCUGUAGCUUUGGAGGAACAGCCGUCGUUACCAGCACUGAUCCAAGUACUUCUACGUGUCAAUUUCAAUCCACAAGCUUCAUCAAUCUUGAACACCACGAACUCUAGUGGGGCCACGGUGUUCGGUGCCGUGCCUUCAGGCCCUCCUGCUUCGUCAGCUUCCCAAUUGAGUUGCAUUGUGUCUCUUGUCAUGACACUGAGUUGGCUGAGUUUUGCUUCUGGAAUUUAUUAACCAAGCCACACAUGUACAGCAAUGAGCUUUAGUUGCAGAGACUCUGGAGGUGCCACAAUGGAAUAUAGAGCUAAUUUCUACAAGAUACUUGUGGCGAUCUGGCGGUGUGCCUGACAUUAUACUUCUUGUGACUUGAACUGUCUCGCGACUGCUAAAUCCUUGAUCAGAACGGGGGAUUAAGUAGGGUGAGAUGAGAUGAUGAUCCGAUCUGUUUGUCAGCUGUAGAAGAAGCCUCAGAUUGUUCAUGGUGUGGGGAAAGAACAAUAAGCUUGUCGAUAUUGGAAAUGACUGUAAGACGGGAGUUUUGGUAAGCCCGAGUUAAUACUGGGGAGUGGAAUUACCAUUCAUGUAAUUCGCCUAGAUAUUUCAUCUGGAUCACAUGAUUAUGUAUUGAUUUUUGUCCACAAGUUUGCAGAACACUCAAUUCACCAAUAUGUAUUUCUUAGCGAUUUACAUGAUUAUAGACUGAUCUCUGCGAAGUGUUAA